GCUUUCCCAGCGCAGCUGAAGAUGUCCAGGAAGCCGGGCGGCUUUUUGCAGGAGGCUUCUCACCAGAUCACGGCCGGCGGCUCAGCGGGACCAGGGCCCAGGGAGAUAAAGAUGAAAAGAGAGCUGAAUCUUAAUUAUUUUAAGGUCUUGUAGAAAUUUGCCUCAUGCACCCUCUUGAUGUAGUGAAAACCAGGUUCCAGAUUCAAAGAGGGAAAACUGAUCCAACCAGUUACAAGAGCUUGGGGGACAGUUUUAGGACUAUUUUCCGGACUGAAGGAUUGUUUGGUUUCUACAAAGGCAUACUCCCUCCUAUCAUGGCCGAAACACCCAAAAGGGCAGUGAAGUUUUUCACCUUUGAACAAUACAAGAAAUUACUAGGACAUGCUUCACUAUCACCAGGAUUGACGUUUGCUGUUGCUGGUCUGGGAUCUGGAUUAACAGAAGCGGUUGUGGUUAACCCUUUUGAAGUAGUAAAGGUUAGCUUACAGGCAAAUCGGAAUGCUUUCACAGAGCAACCAUCAACCUUUGUCCAAGCACGGCGAAUUAUUACAACUGAGGGCUUAGGAUUCCGUGGACUCAACAAAGGCCUCACUGCAACAUUGGGCCGCCAUGGAGUUUUUAAUAUGGUUUACUUUGGAUUCUACUUCAACGUCAAAAACAUUAUUCCAGUCAAUGAGGAGCCAACUUUGGAGUUCUUGAGAAAAUUUGGAAUUGGGCUAGUCUCAGGGACAAUAGCCUCAAUUAUUAAUAUCCCUUUUGAUGUUGCAAAAAGUAGGAUUCAAGGGCCACAGCCAGAGCCUGGAGAGAUCAAGUACAGAACCUGUUUUAAAACUAUGGCAACAGUCUAUAAAGAAGAAGGGUUUUUGGCUUUGUACAAAGGGUUGGUUCCCAAGAUCAUGAGGCUUGGCCCAGGUGGUGCAGUGAUGCUUUUGGUUUAUGAAUAUGCUUAUGCAUGGCUUCAGGAGAACUGGUGAUCAGAAGUACUGCUUCUAAAACAAUGUACUAUUUGAAAUUAUGUACCUGAUAUGUAACAUGUUAUGAUAUAAAGGACAUGAGUAAAGCAAAAUAUAAGAGGCACUCUUGCUACAGUUCUCUUUGAUAGGAAUGAGAGUUGAAGGCACUCAUCAGUUUGCAGGAUUGAGCCCUAUGGCCCUGAUCCAGCAGCGCAUUUUGGCACAGGCUUAGCUUUAAGCACUGAUGUGCUCCUUUGCUUUGCUGAAUCAGGCCCCUAGUGAUCAAGAAAAAAUGGUAACAUGGGAACAAGUUAAUUUCUCAAGAACAAACUAAAUGUAAUGGACAGUAAAUUAUGUCAUUUAGUAAAUGCAUCAAUUUUUUAACUAGUGGUUGUUAAAAUGUCAGGUUAAGUUUCUUGAUAGGUGAACUCAGCAGGAAAAGUUCAUUAAUCAUGAGGAGGCCAAAUCCUACGCUGGUAUAAAUUGUCAUGGCGCCAUUGACUUUCAGGUUGAGGACCUGGCCCAUGCUUUGCAAAUCUGAAGUAAAUCCUGGGUCUGAUCAUACCGUUCUAACACAGUAUGGGAGUGAUGCUUGGAAAAGGAUGGCUGGAUUGCCCCCAUACCUCAAAUAAUACCUACUGCCAAACAUUCUGCAUAGUCUCAGGUUUCAGAGUAGCAGCCGUGUUAGUCUGUAUCCGCAAAAAGAACAGGAGUACUUGUGGCACCUUAGAGACUAAC
Molecule: messenger RNA, 1691 nt
Organism: Malaclemys terrapin pileata
Lineage: Eukaryota; Metazoa; Chordata; Testudines; Emydidae
Gene: SLC25A21
Product: solute carrier family 25 member 21
Exons: 11
Coding region: 165-974 (269 amino acids)
Biological process (GO): transmembrane transport
Source: RefSeq, a predicted model, not a curated record